ACAGGAACUUUUUAUUCCUAACCUCUAAACAAAACAAGGUGUUUAGUUUUGGGUAUUUGUGAAAUAAAAUAUUUAAUAAUGCAAGGGUCUAGCGAAGGGCAGUUACAAAUUAGAUUAAUAACCAAACAGGAUAUAUAUGCAGUCCCAGACUUGCCCCUUUCGGUGCCUCAAGCAAUAAACGCGAACUCAUUAAAUGAAUUAUUAAAUCAACUGCUUAAAGAAAGCAAUUCCGAUUUUCUGAAGCCAAAAGAUUUCGACUUUUUGGCUAUUGGAGAACUUAUAAGACAGCCCCUUAUUGAUCAUUUGCAAGAAAGGAAUGUAUCUACAGAGACCACUGUUGAUGUUGAAUAUUUGGAACGUACACCUGCUCCUGAACCUAAAGAUUCAUUGUUACAUGAUGAUUGGGUUUGUGGGAUUGAAACAUCAGACAAAUGGAUACUUACUGGAUGCUAUGACAAUUCUGUAAAUAUAUGGUCAACACAUGGAAAAAUAAUUACCUCUUUGAAAGAACAUAGAAAUGUAGUGAAGGCAGUUAGCUGGAUAGACAAGACAGAUCCUAGUAAAGGAUUCAUCAGUGUAUCACAUGAUUUAACGGGACUGAUGUGGUCUUUUGAACCUGGUACUGAUAAUGUAGUACCCCAAGCAGUGCUAAGGGGCCACGAAAGAGGUAUAGACAGUGUUGGAGUUAGUCCAAAUUCGUCAAGAAUAGCGACAGGUGGAUGGGAUACAAACUUAAAAUUAUGGUCAACUUCCAUUGAAGAAGAACGAAGUGAACCUUUGCAAAAAAGGAGUAAAUCUAGUAAUAAUUUAGUCACUAAAACUCCUCUUAACACAUUGAAAGGCCACAAGGAAACAAUUUCGGCGGUGAAUUGGAUUGACAAUUACGUAGUUUCCACUGUCUCUAUGGACCAUACUAUUAAAUUCUGGGAUGCAGAAUUGUGUGGAAUCAAAAACGAAAUAGUCGGUCAGAAAGCAUACCUCAGUUCAUCAUGGUCACCAUUAUCCAACACACUUUUGGCAUCCUCAGCAGAUCGACACAUCCGUUUGUAUGACCCCCGAUCGACAGAGGGAUCACUGUGUAAAACCACUUUUACCUCUCAUACAUUAUGGGUUAGUUCAGUGAUAUGGUCAAACUAUGACCAGCAUUUGCUUUUAUCUGGUGGAUAUGAUUCUGCUGUAAAAAUGUGGGACACACGGAGUCCCAAGGCACCACUUUACAAUCUUCAAGGUCACCAGGGUCAGGUAUUAAAGGUGGAUUGGUCCAACAGGAAGUAUAUGGUAUCUGGUGGUAGUGAUAAUAGUGUACACAUUUUUAAGAAUAAACAUGUUUAAUAAAAGUUA
Molecule: messenger RNA, 1341 nt
Organism: Diabrotica virgifera virgifera (western corn rootworm)
Lineage: Eukaryota; Metazoa; Arthropoda; Insecta; Coleoptera; Chrysomelidae
Product: ribosome biogenesis protein WDR12 homolog
Exons: 5
Coding region: 79-1332 (417 amino acids)
Biological process (GO): ribosome biogenesis
Cellular component (GO): preribosome, large subunit precursor
Molecular function (GO): protein binding
Source: RefSeq, a predicted model, not a curated record